Triticum aestivum (bread wheat) is the source of this 479-nucleotide messenger RNA. RefSeq lists its product as uncharacterized. The coding region runs from base 40 to 267 and encodes 75 amino acids. The transcript has a single exon. Lineage: Eukaryota; Viridiplantae; Streptophyta; Magnoliopsida; Poales; Poaceae. The record is from RefSeq and is a predicted model, not a curated record.
AAAGCAUACCAUCUCCUCUCCUCUCUCUACUUUCAUCUCAUGGCUGCUCCGGCUCUCAAGUUCGCCGCCGUCAUGCUCCUGGCCGCCCUCUGCGCGGCGGCGCUCGCCCCGGCCACGUCGGGACAGCCGACGGACGCGCUAGCAACGUGCAUCGGGCGCUGCGGGUGUGUGCCCUGCCCGAAAGGGAAGGUCUGCAUCGCUAUUUGCACUCCCCCGCCGCCCUGCGCGGCCAGAUGCCGCUGCACCUAUUCCGGCACGGGCUGCUAGGCGGCUGAGACCCACGGCACCGUCCGUCAGGAAGCCUGGCAGCGCAAGCGCUGAAGGCAGCAGCUAGAACGUUCCACUGUGUAUUGUACGCCCUGUCUUUCCAUGCAUGCAUGUUUCAUGCGUGCGUCUGUGUGCUGUGAUGUGGUAAUAAAGUGUACACGGAUCGAUCUGUCAGAUAAAAAUAAAUAAACAGAAAUGUCAUUUUCGUUUCA